AUGGCGACGUCGAAAGCCCUCCGUGUGGUUGGUGUGGUGACCUCGGUCAUGAGGAACCACAGUGGCCCCCAGGUGGCGAAGCGUCGACUGAUGGCGGCAGUUGCGGAGUCGAUCAUACGCUAUGCCGCCCCUGUCUGGUCGGGAGCAACGAGGUUCCAGUGGUGCCGACGGAAGCUGGCCCAAGUGCAGAAGCCACUUGCACGGGGCGUUACCAGCUCCUUCAUUUCGGUGGCGUACAAGACCGGCGUCGUACUGGCAGGCCUCUUGCCGUACAGGCUGCUGAUACUAGAGGACGCAAGGUGCCACAGGAGGCUCCUAGCUGCCCCUGGCACCAGCAGAAAGGAGGUUCGGGCGUCGGAGCGCCUGGUCUCGAUGCAGGAGUGGCAGCGGUCGUGGGACCUGGCGGCUGAAGCACCGACGGCCAGUCGGUACGUGGAAUGGGCCCAUCGGAUGAUUCCUGACCUGCACCAGUGGGUGGGAAGGCGACAUGGAGAGGUGGAUUUCCACCUCUCACAGAUUCUCACGGGACACGGAUUCUUCCGUGAGUAUCUACAUGUCCGCGGUUUUGCCCCCACCCCAGAGUGUCCUCGGUGCCCAGGUUCGGUUGAGUCGGUGGCCCAUGUCCUCUUCCAGUGCGAAGUAUUCGCAGAAAUUCGCGAGGAGUUCCUUGGGUUCGGUUCAGAUGAUCCAGUCCAUGCGGAUAAUCUGGGCAUGAAGCUGUUGGAGAGCCUGGACCAAUGGAACUCUAUCCAAGAGGCGGCCAGAAGGAUCACCAAGGUCCUUCAGGAGAUCUGGCGCGAGGAUGAGGUGUUGCUGAACACCCGAGCACCUUCAUCGGAGAUCGUUGGCGAGGGUGAAGACGAGGCAGCGUCUCCUGCACAAUUAGGAGCGAAUCGCGUGCGGACGGCACGAAGACGUCAAUCACAACGCGCGGCUGCUCGAGCCGACAUCCGGUUGGCGGCAGCAGUUGCGGAGGCGGAGCGAGCGCGAGAGGACGAAGUGCUGCGGACGGCAGCUGAGGCUGAGGCAGCAGGAACGGCACCCCCUCCCAUUCCACGUCGGAAUCGAGGGCGUCCGCCGUCUCCAGGCACCAUUCGCCAGAGGUACGAUCGCCGAAUCUUCAUGCAGCGUGCUUGGCGGGAACGGAUGCGUUCCGGGACGAUUCCACCAGUCCCUCCAGGUCAGAGCCGAAGAAACCGAGCGCCGCCUUCAGAGGCUGACGUCAUCCGGCGUCGCCGUCGAAGACGCGAGAUGGAUCAGGCGCGUCGAGCAGCUGCUAGGGGGGCUAUCCUCUCGAAUCAAGGGCUACGCGAGCCCUUGUCAGAGGAGGACGUGGCGUCAAUCACCGAAGCGACCACCUCCGGUCGUUAG
Molecule: messenger RNA, 1371 nt
Organism: Anopheles moucheti
Lineage: Eukaryota; Metazoa; Arthropoda; Insecta; Diptera; Culicidae
Exons: 1
Coding region: 1-1371 (456 amino acids)
Source: RefSeq, a predicted model, not a curated record